AGAAAAAAAGUUAAUUGAUUACAAAAUACAUGGAAAGUUGACUUUCACACAUUAAUCCAUGACAUGAAACAAAAUUUCACAUUUUCGAUUGAGGAAAAGGAAAACUGAAUGUGUUUUUGUUUAAAUUAGUAGUUGAACUUUUCUUUUUUAAUGAAAGCAAGGUUUUAAUGAGUUUUGUCUGACAAGUUUUUCUUAAGAAAACCUGCUUCUUAUUUUUGACCGCCGCCAGUAGAGGGCGAAAUACUUUAAACUAGCAGAAAAAUAAAAAGGAAAAGAAGAAUCCCGGAAGUGUUUAGGAUGUAAACAUUGCGGUCAUGAUCUUAGCAACUUGACCGCUACAUUAUUCAAUUUAAAGUCAAGCUUUUGUUACGCAAAUUAGCAUUAACCUUCCUAUUUGUUUUAACUUACAACCGUUUUUUAGAGAUUUUACUUUGGGUCCCCUUGACAACAGAGUCACCGAGAGCAGAGAGGUUCGGAUCUCUCACCUGUCUGCGGGCACCAUGCCGUAUCUGGGCGGAGAAGAGACCGUAAGGGAGCUGAAGAGAGCUCUAUCUAACCCCAAUGUCCAGUCUGAGCCGCUGCGGUACAGGAACACCGUCCUCAGAGUCGUCAGAGCGAUGUCUCAGGGUGUGAACGUGUCAGGCCUCUUCAGUGAGAUGGUAAAGGCUUGUGCCACGGUCGAUGUUGUCCAGAAGAAGCUCGUCUACAUGUUUCUGUGCUCCUACGCCUCUUUGAACCCCGAGCUUUCUCUGCUGGUGAUCAACACUCUGAGGAAGGACUGCCAGGAUCCCAACCCCAUGGUCCGCAGCCUGGCCUUGAGGAAUAUGUCCAACCUCCGGUUGCCCAGCCUGGUGGAGUACGUGGAGCAGCCUCUGACUGCAGGACUGAGAGACAGAGCAGCCUGUGUGCGGCGGGUGGCUGUGCUGGGGUGGGCCAAGCUGUACAACCUGCAGUCUGGCUCUGACAUUGAUGCUGCUGUGGUGAACGAGCUCUACAGCCUCCUGAGGGACCCAGACCCUGUGGUGAUGGUCAACUGCCUCCGAGCUCUGGAUGAGAUCCUGAAGGAGGAAGGGGGGGUCGUUAUCAACAAGCCCAUCACCCAUCACCUCCUCAACAGAAUGAAGGAGUGUGACGUCUGGGGUCAAUGUGAGGUGCUGAGGGUCCUCCAGCGCUACCGGCCUCAGUCAGACGACGAACUUUUCGACAUCCUGUCCCUGCUGGACGCCUCCCUGGUCAGCCCCCACCCUCCGGUCAUGGCUGCCACCCUCAGCCUCUUCCUUAGCCUCUGCGCUGACCUCCCUGCUGUGAGCCUGGCGGCCCUCGAGCGAGUGUCCGGCCCCCUGCUGGCCGCCUGUGGGAGCGGCUCCAGGGAGAUGAGGUUCACGGCCCUCUGCCACAUACAGCUGCUGAUGCGUUCUGUUCCCGGCCUGAUGGGGCCACAUUUCAAGCGUUUCUUCUGUGGCUACGCCGAACCAGCCUACAUCAAACAAAGAAAGAUGCAGAUAAUGGUGGAACUGGUAAACGAUGAGAACGUUUCCAUGUUACUGGAUGAACUGAAGGGAUAUUGCACGGAUGUCAACACCGAUACGGCCCAGGCUGCCAUCCAAGCCAUAGGUCACAUUGGACGCAGCUACAGCGACAGAUGUCUGGAGAUCCUCACUGGUCUGCUCGGCCUCAAACAGGACCACAUCACCUCUGCGGUGGUGCAGACGUUGCGUGACCUGGUGUGGGUGUGUCCUCAGUGUAGCGACACCGUCUGCAGCGCUUUGGAGGGCUGUGAGGAAACGCUGCAGGACAGUCAGGGCAGGCAGGCCUUGUUGUGGCUUCUGGGUGUGUACGGAGAUGGGGUUUCCAGCGCCCCCUACACUUUAGAAGCAUUCAUUGACGGAGUGAGGAGUGAAGUCUCUUUGGGAGUAAAGAUGGAGCUUCUGACGGCCACCAUGAGGCUGUUUCUGACCCGGCCUGCAGAGACCCAAGACAUGCUAGGAAGACUGCUGCACUAUUGUAUAGAGGAGGAGACGGACAUGUGUGUGAGAGACCUGGGGCUUCUCUACUACCACCUGCUGAAAUGCGGGGUAGAAGAAACACGGAAUGUCCUCCAGGGCAGGAGGUCGGACCCUUCUUUGGGCGUUCUGAUUGGUCGCCCAGCGGAGCCCAUCAGCCAGUGGGCGUGUAGCUUCAACACCCUGGAGCCGCUGAAGAAGGGUGGCACCGUGACACAAACAGCCAGCAGGGGGAGCCCUGAACAUGAAGCCUCAAAACCCAAGACUGCCGUGGAGCUUCCUGAAACUCUGGACUGCAGCCACAUCCACACUGAUCCUCCUGAUUCAGCGAGUACAGGUCAACGCUCAGACUCGGCGGCAGAACUCCCUGCGGCCUCGCUCACUUUGUCGCUGUCGCCGACCCUCAGCCCGGAGGAGUUUGAGCGCCGCUGGCUGCAGCGAUGCAGCCUGCGGUCAGAAGAAGCUGCUGAAGAAAGCAAUGACUUCCUGCAGACAGAAGACCGGAUCUACUGCUCCGCUGUGCUUCAACGUUCUCCACAAACCCUCCAGGCUGCCAUGCAGCUGGUCAACAUCCAGACUCUGGCCUUCACGCCGCCGAGCACGCUUCCUUGGAGGGUCUUCUUUUACACACACACUGCUGGCACACCUGCCAGCACACUUAUACUGGGAGAGCUGCUGUAUGCCGGAGAGGCAGAUCCCACACCGAAAGAUGAGGAAGAGGAGGAGAGGAAGGCGGAUGGGGAAGCAGCAGCUGAAGAGCUUACAGGGAGAGAAGACAGACAGGUGGAGGUGAAAGUGACUCUGAAGCAGCAGCCAAAGGAUGAGGAAGCUGUGAGAGCAUUCCUGUCAGUUCUGAGCACUGUAUUGCACACUCUGUCCUCAGAAAGACAUGACGAACAUGCAGCCACACACGUGUAACUCACGCCUCGUGUAAGGUUUGAUCCCACGUUCCAAACCAACCUGUAACUGAUCAGCCUGAAGCCCCGAAAAACAAACUGAAACGUUCUCAUUCUGAAAUAUUAGUUAUUGCAGUUGAACAAGAGGAAAUGAUUGGAUGAUUAAAGACAUGGGAGGCGGGCAGAGAUUACUUAAGAGGUAACCAGAUUAUCUGCUCAAUGGAUCUGAGUUUAAAUGCAAAAAUAAUAAAUUAGUUAAAAAAAAUAAUGAAACAACCAACAUAUUUAAGUGUAACUUUAUUUAAAGACCAUUUUCCUGUUGCAGAACACAUGAAAAUAUAAUUGUAGAAAUAACAGUACAAAUAACAGUAAUAAACAUAAAAAAACAACACAUAAAUAUUAUUCAAAUCAAUUAAAACCAUUGUCUGUAUAAGAAAACUGGACUAACUAUUAACUAACUGUUCCCCUCACGUUUUAAACAGGAAGUACCCGCUGGUUCCAAGAAGCCAAAAUCCUAUGGACCUCUAUAGAGAGCUAAACAGCUGUUACUAUUUUUGAUCUGAUACUUUUUUAAAACAUGUUCUUGAUAACCUGUUUUUUCAUGUUUUUUUCUGUAGUGUAAAUUAUUCAAGUUACAAACUGACCAAUCAGAUGCCUCAAUAAAAGCAUGCGGUGCACCUCAAUGUUUGAUUGACAGAUUCUCCUGAGCCCGCUUUCACGGGUGACGUCACACUCGCUCAGUCCAUUUCUCUUUAACAGUCCAUGAUUAAAACCAAAGAAAGUGUGAAAGUUACUUAACAGUAAAGCUUAAAUGAUGUGUUUUGGGUUUUUUGUUGAAGACCUCCAUGGUAGACGAGGCCCUGAUUGCUUCUUGCCUCAGGUCGUUGCCAUGGGUUUCCUCUCUGACCCCGGAAACCUCCAACAGACCUUCACCUAAGGACCUGAAGGAUCAUCUGAAAGCAUUUCGGAUUAGAAAGAAGUCUAUAUCUCUAAGCAGAGAUCUAUACAGACUACAAAGUAAAUGCAAAUAAUAAAAAAGCCUAAAGCUGAUUCAAACAAUCAUAAAAAAAAAUCUAAAUUUGCCAUCUGAAAAGUAGCUGAAUAACUGUAAACAAAUUUUCAUAUGUAGCUGAAAAUAAAUAUUUACAUUUUAGGGGGAAAAAAGAUGUUAAAUUACUGGUACUUGAAGAAAAUGCUCACCAACCAUAGAAAUCUAAAUGGUGUUUAACAACAUUAAAGGGUAUGUUGGAAAACUAAAUUACCUCAAAUAUUGUUCCUCAAACAGCUACUUUUAUCUCCCAAUAGAUCCAGAAUACUGGAACUACAAUAGUUUACUUAUUUUCAAAUACAACUUUUACCUUCAUGAUUCACUCAACAAACAUUUGAACCUCUGCCCCCCCACCCCCACCAAUUCUGGCCUCAAUCCGCCUCUCAUCCAAGCUGCUGUCCUGCAGUAUUGUUCUAAAAGCCUGUUUAAUGCAUGAAUUACUGUAAGAGUGUUUCUCAGAGGGAUUAUUUCCAACUGUUUGUGGCUAAAGAGCAGACAAGUGAAGUGUAAGCUCGUCUAUCCGCUAGCCAUACCUGCUUCAUCCUGUUCGGGGUCAGAAAGACGAUUAAUAUGGUUCAGAGGGACGCCUGCAGAUGCUUUGGACCAUCACACGUCACUGAAAUAUCAUCCAGUUCUUUGGAAGUUACUGCAACUCGUGUAAAAAAGAUCCAAACAGGAAGGUUUUCCGUCAAAUGUUAUGUUGUAAACAUAUUUUCACAUGUUUGAAAGAGAAUACUUCCAAGCACAAAUGACAUUUUAGGACGUGUGUGGUGCUGUUGUUUCUUUUUUGUUGUUGAAAUGUUGAAAUACUUGUUGAGGAUAAACUGCUAGUUUCUGUGAAAUAACUUAAAGAAAUGUGAACUAUACAUUUUGGAGGUCUGCAUUAAAGUCAUUUUCUUUAAGAAUGC
This is a messenger RNA of Oryzias latipes (Japanese medaka), 4855 nucleotides long. It is a transcript of the gene ap4b1, whose product is annotated as adaptor related protein complex 4 subunit beta 1. The record is from RefSeq and is a predicted model, not a curated record. Gene Ontology annotation, molecular function: clathrin binding. Gene Ontology annotation, biological process: vesicle-mediated transport; intracellular protein transport. Gene Ontology annotation, cellular component: clathrin adaptor complex; membrane coat. Lineage: Eukaryota; Metazoa; Chordata; Actinopteri; Beloniformes; Adrianichthyidae.